Messenger RNA from Labrus mixtus (cuckoo wrasse), 3996 nucleotides. It is a transcript of the gene borcs6, whose product is annotated as BLOC-1 related complex subunit 6. Gene Ontology annotation, biological process: lysosome localization. Bases 58 to 1392 code for a protein of 444 amino acids. Lineage: Eukaryota; Metazoa; Chordata; Actinopteri; Labriformes; Labridae. Gene Ontology annotation, cellular component: BORC complex. The record is from RefSeq and is a predicted model, not a curated record. The transcript is spliced from 7 exons.
UCAUCGGACUCGGGUGCUGCUUACAAUUCUCUGAAUAGAAACUACACUGGUGGAGGGAUGAGUCUCUCCCCUGUCAUUGGCACAGAAGUGCCAGAAACACCUAAUGGGGAUGUGACAUCCAUCUCUUCAGAAAAUGGCCCUCAUGUUCCGGUCUCAGAGAAGUUUGGGGGGAGCAGAGUGCCCUAUUCUGAUGAGGCAUCAGAGGACAGAGGCCUUGGACACACAGAGAACCACGUAGAUGUGGAAAACAGAGUAUAUGAUGGUGAAGGGUGCUCGGACACAGACACAUACAAUAAUGAGAGAACGUCUGGUUUAUCACCUCACAUAUCCCAUGUGACAGACCCCUCAGAAGACUCAGAAUCAGGCUCCAAUGACACAGACAUUCCUGAGGCUUCUAACACUGCCGAGCCUCCUGGUGAACCUCUGCUGUUGGAGUCAGAACAGAACGCACACUCCAAAGACUCAUCUUUGCAAGGAGGCCGGGCCAUUAAAUACAGACAGCGGACAGACGGAGAACAUGUAGACGGAGGCGAUGACAGCAGAGAAGAGGAGGAGGAGGAGGAUGGAGAGAAAGAGAAGCAGGAUGAAGAGGAUGAUGAGAAAUAUGAAAAAAAGUGGAUAAAGCCACGUAAAGGAGGGAGAACUGGGUCUUCACGACACUACUCCUCCUCAGCCCCUGGUCCCAGCACCUCGUCCUCCUCUUCUUCUCCGCCUCCUCUUCUUCCCUCAGAUGAUGUCCCCUGCCCUCCCCACGUCAUGGCCCAGGUCUGGGUACGCAAUGUCAGGGGGAUGCAGGACAGCAAGAGCCUGGAUGAAAUCAGCCAAGCCUGUGGAGGUGGUUCAGGGGCCCGGGGAGGGGGCAGAGCAGGCCAGUCAGAGGGUCGAAGGGCCACUAUCUCAUCGGCUCUGGAGCUUGAAGGGACAGUCAGCCAUGAGGGCGACCUGACCAACUUCGUCGCCAAGAACCUGGAGCAGAAAAUCAAGAUGAGCUCCAAGCCCAGUCUGGACUGCAGUGACUCGGACUGCUCAGGUCCUAUCUACAGAAGUCGAGGAUUGACGCGGAGAACAGCAGAUAUCCCUCCCAUUGAUCCUGCUGUCCUAUUGGAUCUUCAGAGACACACCCAGGAAGUGGCUCAGAGUGUGGAGAUGAUGAUGAGGAGCCUCAAUGGAACCAUCCAGAAUAUGACCGCUCUGAGCGUGGGCUACAUCCAGACUUACAGGGACUCAGUGGACAGCCUGGGAGAGUCUGUAGACAUGAGUAUAAAGGGUAUGUACACACUGAUGGCACGCUGCGAGGAGCUGGACCGGUCCAUGCAGCCCAUACACACCCUGGCUGCACAGAUCCGCGACAUCAAACGCACCCUGGAUGCUUUGGAGGCGAUCUGCAAAUAAUCACCUCUCUGGUACGAGUACACAUCCGCAAAGACCAAACACCAAGCACACCCUGAACAAGACUGCCUGCAAGUAACCACCGCCUUGCAGGUAGCACACACACACAGUGCAGCAAAGAUUCAGUGCACGUCUGGAUCCCUGGAACCAUUGCUACUAGGCAUGCUGGAUGAUUGCGCUCUUUGUCCCUCUGCUUGUUCAUCCUUUGAAGAUGACCAUGUUUGUGUUGUGAGAUUUCAGUUGAAUUGGGCUUGAUUUGCUCUCGGGGCUGAGCUUUCUUUUCUUCCUUUUUUUUUUAAACAACCUUACUUCCUCUUGUGAAGUCAACAUGAAACUCCCACAAUCACAUGUUUUGGAGACUCUAGGUCAAGUGCCCUGAACACACACACACACACAGACAGACACACACACACACACACACACAUGUAAACAUAAAAACAACCUGAAGAUGUGUAGAUCAAUACAUUUUUUUCCUACCUGACAGUCCAAGGUGAAAAAGUGUGUUGCUAUCCGUCCAGCCCGUUUGGUUCAGAUUGCACUAACCUUUCCUUCCCAUGUGGGGGCGAUGUCAUCCACUUCAUCUGGAUGAUGGAGAGGCCAGUACAGACUGCUCAGAAGACAGUGACUUUUGCACAGGAACAGAAAGUCUAUUUUUUAAUCUUAUGCAACAAAGAUCAGAAUUCUUCACUGCAGGAUAAACAAGGGGAGGGGAGUAUCAUGUCUGUCUUUUUCUUAUGUUUAUUUAUUCAUUUUCUCAGCAUGCUCACGAUUUCAAUUAUACUGCUACUUGGUGUCACUAGGGACUGAUCGGUAGAGCAGGAUGUUUUUUCUUCUAGCACCCACUGAACAGCUUCACUGGAUUUAAAGUCAAAGCUCAAAUGCAGCUUGAAGGUAGAAGAAGGAGAUUAAGAAAGUUUCACUGUUUCUGCUCUCAUUCUGUAAGACAUCAAGUAAAAUGCAUGUCUGCUUCUCUGCCAGUCAUUUGUCAUUUGGCCUGAAACCUCAGCUGUCACAUUUUAGUCCAAAUAGUUUAAAGGAAUACAACUGGAAAAAUAUCUUGUGUGUCUUACAAAGUGACUCUUGAUGUUUGAAAAACUCCAGGAACCAAGAAUUUGACUUUUAAAUGUCUUGUGAUAUGAUAGUAUUUGCAUCUUUUAACCAACCUGAGGAUUUUUCAUGAAAUCUGAAACCACUUAAAAACUUUUAGUAGCUAACAGAUUGCUCUUAAUUCAGCCAAUUUAAGGAAAUGUUAUAUGUAUCACAAAAGCUUAAUUCCAAACCCAUUCUUAAUCCUUGAGAUUUCUUCUUGGCGCAUGAGGACUUUCGCUGGCAGCUAAUCUUCAGCUAAAUAUGAAUUUGUUUUUUUUCUUGUAGCUGUAACUCCGUUUUACCUUUUCAAAUGGUGGAUUCCUUCAUUUUAAACAACACAAUACAUCUAUUCUGCCACGACUACUUUCAUAUUUACAGCCUGGAAAUAAAAAAAGCCUGCAAAUUAUCGUCAAAUCAUUUAAAGUCUGUUCUGUCACAGACACAGUCAACAGUUACAAUACAAAUGCAGCAUUUCCUGGCUUGUGUUUCCUCCAACACAGAAGAUCGGUCACUUUCUUUCACUAAAUAAUAAUUACAUGUGGGAAAUAGAGCUGGUAGGAUUUGGUGCACAGCCUUACCAUAUGAACUUACCAGGACUCAUCCUGCAUUUUAUGGAGGAAAAGUAAGUAUUUGUUAAAUUAAUAAUCAAAUCUCUGAACCACUGCAGUGUCUGUUGAACUUUCCUUUACCUGAAGCCAUUAUACUGAGAACAUGAAGAAACUGUGGUACUUCUGUCACUGCACUGGUGGGUAGCCUUCUAAUGGAUCAUUCUAUUUGUACUACAUCGUUAUAAUAUUACUAUUAUUACUAGUUCAUGCACCUUUAACUGGCCGGGAGAUAUGGCAUUUGACCUCAGUAGUGUUGCUGAUGUGAUCACUUUAUUUAACUGAACGAUUAAGACUUAGCCAACACUUAUCGAACAAACUAAUGAAGUGGAUUCUGGAAAAUUAAAAUUAUGAAGCAUUUUCAGAGCAAUACUGCAAGCAAAGAAAGACACUUGGCUCUGCAUUAUCUGAAGUGUCUCUCUCUGCUGCUCCUGUUCAUCCACAACCUUGUUAGCAAAGAUUUGUGAGAAUUGUCAGAGGGGGGAGUUAAAGAAGAAUGGGAGCAACAUUUAAUAGCUGAUAUUAUAAAAUCUAAUGAUUCUGGAUCCCCUUUGAUGUUACUGAAAUGACUCGAUCAUGUCCAUGAUUGUAUUGUUUUAAUGUCUCUUCUUUGAAGAUGAGAGUCAAAAUGUUCAGAGUGGAUAUAUGGGAGUCUUACUACUGUAGAUUUCUCAAGGUGAGGGAAGUACCUUGAGUUGGGAGAUAUAAGAGGAAAUGUCAUUUUCUUGUUCAUAAUAUAAAUAUAUAUAAAUACAUAUUUAAUGUUUGAUUAAUCCUCUGUUGUAAAAUCUGAUUCACCUGUGUACAUAUGACCUCUUUCUGUAACUAAAAAAAAAAAUGAUUUAGAUACCCUUUGUCUUGAGUGUAUAUUUUAAUGAAAAACAAAUAAACUUUACAUGAGCUGCACAACCCA